AAUUAUACUCUAAAACGAUAUGUAGGUAAUUUUAAAUGGUAUAUGAACCUGCUAUUCUGCUUUAUACUAAAGGUCCCUGCAAAACAGGAUAUCUUUAUUCAAGACAAUAUGGCUACUGCCUCCGAUAUGUCGGGCAGCUAAGAGGACAAGAGAUGAUAGAGGUGUGUGAGAAAAACGACGAAGAAUUAAUUAAAGUUAAUUCAUUAGAGGAGAAUAACUUUGUCAGUGGAUUGGCCUUUUCUUUGAUGCAAGAUCCAAUAGGAACAAGACGACUUUUAAUCGAUGGAUUAUUCUCCAGUGGCAAGUGGAUAUCUAUGUUCGGUAAUGGUUCUAGGUUGAUCUUCACCAACUUUUAUGCCGGCAAUGGAAUCCCAGAAGAAAAUCACAUCAUCACUAUGUUUACCGGAAAUCUUACUCACUUUUCUGAGUUUAAAUGGAGAUCUAAAUCAGGAAAAUUUUUGAGACGGUCGGUGAUUUGUAGAUACUAUCCCUAACUGACUCUAAGAUAAAAAUUUAGAAAUGAGCAGUUUGUUCAUAUGUAUCUCUAACUGAACUUUAAGUUAUAUUAAAUUGUUUUCAAAGUUAUCUGUAUAUCUACAAUUUGUAACUAAUUUUUGUGUGUAAAGACAUAUUCAGAAAUCUCAAAACAGUUUGUGAGAAAAACGUGAGUAUAGAUUGCAGACGUCGAUAUUGACCUAAUACAAAAAAACUACUCAAAAACGUUACUGUACCAUUUCUUGAAGUAUUCUCUUAAAAUUGCUCUUUUUUGUAAAAUUAUAAUACACAUUACUAUACAUUUAAUCAAUAUUAUUGGUAAACGUAGAUCGUGAUUUCAAUAUUUAUUAACAAAACAUGUCUCCUGACAUUUUAAAUUUGAAUGAAUUCUGUGCUUAAAAUAUAAUUUCAAGAUAAAAUAAUUGUAAAUAUGUGUACUUUCUUAUUACAUUUUUAUUACAAUAAAAGUAUUC
Messenger RNA from Saccostrea echinata, 968 nucleotides. RefSeq lists its product as uncharacterized. The coding region runs from base 36 to 494 and encodes 152 amino acids. NCBI's taxonomy places the organism in Eukaryota, Metazoa, Mollusca, Bivalvia, Ostreida, Ostreidae. The record is from RefSeq and is a predicted model, not a curated record. The transcript is spliced from 2 exons.